Penicillium cosmopolitanum is the source of this 2514-nucleotide messenger RNA. RefSeq names its product ribonuclease Z. Gene Ontology annotation, cellular component: mitochondrion. The transcript has a single exon. The record is from RefSeq and is a predicted model, not a curated record. Gene Ontology annotation, molecular function: 3'-tRNA processing endoribonuclease activity. Lineage: Eukaryota; Fungi; Ascomycota; Eurotiomycetes; Eurotiales; Aspergillaceae. Gene Ontology annotation, biological process: mitochondrial tRNA 3'-end processing. Bases 1 to 2514 code for a protein of 837 amino acids.
AUGGAGACGCAGCAAAAACAGGAUAACCUACUGAGACAAUCGGUUGUCCAUGAUAUGUUCAAUUCGACCUGGAAGAUGGAUUCUUUGGUGGAGACUCCUCUCGCGCAAGUGAAAAUGCCUGCAACAUUGUUCGUGCGGAACCCAGAAACCAAGGACUUGGAGCAGUACAAGGGACCCAUCCCCGGCGACAACAAGCCCCUUCCCAAUAUCAACGUGCUCGUUCGGAAGCCCUGGCCCGGUGCUACUGUGGAAACUUUACCGCCUACCACCCCCUCCAAAGAGGCCCUGUGCUAUAUUGUCCGCAACCACGACGUCCGAGGCAAAUUCGACGUGCAGAAGGCUAGGGCCUGCAAGGUGCCUGCCGGCCCUGCGUACGCCAAACUUGCAGGUGGCGAGACUGUCAUGUCGGAGGACGGCAAGACCAUCACUCCAGACAUGGUUCUCGGCGCUCCGAGAUUAGGCCAAGGAGUUGCUAUUAUGGAGGUUCCGUCUGCGGAUUACCUCGACGACGUGGUCAAUCGUCGAGAAUGGAAGUCCGCCACCGUCAUGGCUGAGCUGAAGGUCUUCUUCUGGAUCCUUGGACCUGGUGUUGGCGAGGACCCUAAAUUCCGAGACUUCGUUGCCCGCAUGUCCCAGAGUAAACAUCUUGUCUCUGGCACAGACUACUGCCCGAACUACCUGGCGCUGGAAAGCGCCGCCGAAUCUGCCAUUCGCUUGAACUGCCUCAACGGCGAUAGCUACUCAAUUCCCGACCACGACAAUGAAACACUUCCCCAGCGUGGAAUUGCAGGCAGCGCUUUGCCGGGAUCCAUCGAUUUGAAGAAUCUUCCCUUCGAGCCGGUUAAGCCUGGUCUGAUUAUCGAUAUGGAACCUACCUUCAAACUGAAUACUUCGGAGAUCGUGAAGCCUGUCAACACGGCCAUGGCCGUACGCGUUCCUCGUGCAGUUUCACAGCGUUUGGAUGUCAUCAAGAAACGUGUUGCGAAGCCCGAGUUCAAGAAGCAGUAUGCUGCCUUCCGCGAAACUCUACCUGGUGCUGACGCCGAGAUCAUUGCUCUGGGCACAGGCUCCUCCGCGCCGUCCAAGUAUCGCAAUGUCUCGGCCACUUUGGUCCACCACCCGGGAUACGGUUACUAUCUCCUUGAUUGUGGUGAGAGCACUCUAGGUCAACUGAAGCGUGUUUUCGGACCCGAGAAGCUGCGUGAGGUUUUCCAGAACCUUCGCAUGAUCUGGAUCAGCCAUCUGCACGCCGACCACCACCUGGGCACUGUCUCUGUCAUUCGCGCUUGGUACCACGAGGUCUACGGCAAAGACGCCAAGCCUGAAGCUCACCCCGAAACAGACCUAGCAAAGAUCCUCCAGGAGAAGCGCUUGUGCGUCGUCUCAGACGAAAUGAUGAUCACCUGGCUGGAAGAGUAUGCGACAGUCGAGAACUUCGGUUUUGGCAAGGUGCUGCCCGUCUCCGCACACCCUGAAGCAUCCGGCCAAACCAUUGUCACUAGAUUCAGCUACCGCACCAAACAAGACGGUGGUCCUCCCUUCGGAGCACGCAACGCCAACAAGAUCCGCCUCGGUUUCCUCGGUGACUCCGGUCCUCUCACAUCGCUUUUCAAAUCCGCCACCGGUCUCAGCGACCUACUCACAACCCGAGUCAAACAUUGCCGCGGUGCUCUAGCCGCGUCCUUCGUUUUCCCGGAUGGAUUCAAAGUCUCCUACUCCGGCGACUGCCGGCCCUCGGAUAAAUUCGCCUCCAUCGGUGCUGGCUCAACAGUCCUAAUCCACGAAGCAACCUUCUCAAAUGACAUGGCUGGCUCAGCCCUUGCAAAGCGCCACUCAACCGCAGCCGAAGCCCUAGAAGUCGGGAAGCGAAUGAACGCCCGCUCAGUACUCCUCACCCACUUUAGCCAGCGCUACCAAAAGAUCGCCCAGAUCAAUGAAACCCCCAAAGCAAAGGGAUCAAUUCAGUUCUCGCCCUCCCGCUCAGGCGCUGAACCCCAACUCGCUGAAGCUGAUCGCGGCGGCGCUGCCCCUGAUAUCCCACUCGACGACGAUGCCGAGGCCGAACAGCCACCCUCCCGACAAUCUGCCUACGAACUCCUAGACGAUAUCGCCUUCCCCGAGCCCGGUAAACCAGGUCUCUCAGUCAAGGGCUCCCGGAUCCCAGGUCAAAAUGCCCCUGUCGCCGCGGCAAUGGAUUACAUGCGUGUCAAGGUGGGCGAUCUAAUCUACGCCCAGGCAUAUGCGCCCGCGCUGGAGAAGAUGAUCGAUGUCAUCGAGCGUGGUACGGCUGCUGAGGCUGAACUUCAGAAGAAGAAGCGCCAGUUUGAGGAGGAGACGAAGAAGGCUAAGAAGAAUAAGAAACAUUCUAAGGAGCGUGCUGCUGAGGCUGCGGCUGUUGCUGCGGCCCUUGCGGCUAGCAUUGCUGCUGAGGAGGAUGACAGUAAGAGGUCUGUUUGGAGUGCUAGUGAAAGUGAGGAUGGGUGGGAGACUAGUGAUGUUGAGGAGGAGAUGUGA